Messenger RNA from Zophobas morio, 1345 nucleotides. RefSeq names its product E3 ubiquitin-protein ligase RMND5A-like. The transcript is spliced from 14 exons. Bases 209 to 1345 code for a protein of 378 amino acids. Gene Ontology annotation, cellular component: nucleus; cytoplasm; GID complex. The record is from RefSeq and is a predicted model, not a curated record. Gene Ontology annotation, molecular function: protein binding; ubiquitin protein ligase activity. Gene Ontology annotation, biological process: proteasome-mediated ubiquitin-dependent protein catabolic process. NCBI's taxonomy places the organism in Eukaryota, Metazoa, Arthropoda, Insecta, Coleoptera, Tenebrionidae.
UCCACGGCUUAAAAGCGUAUAUUUCUAGUAAUAAACGAAUAAUUUGUUUAUAGGCAACGUUAUUACUAAAUAGAAAAUAUGAAACUUAGCAGGACCGCAAUUUGUUUUUAAACAUUUUUAAAGAGAAACUACUUUACAUAUUACUUUACUAUUAUAUUUUAAGUUAAGGUCUUUAACGUCUACUACGUAAAAAUUAAUUUGUAACGUUAUGGAUGUUCGCUUUCAAGCUGUUGCAAAAGAGCGUGAAAAGGCUUACACACGUCAAAUUGAGUGUCGCGAACAAACUCUUCUAAACCUUCGCCAACUUAUUGAAAGAGUUGAAAUUUGCCUGGAAGAACUAAAAGAUAAAAACACCGUGGGCCUAGACUUAAAUGAAUUAAAUGAUUACGUUAAACAAGUUAGCAAACCGCUUAUAUCUCACCACCGUCAACUGUACGGAGCAGUGUCUAAACUCUCUAAAAGCAUUGAUAAGCAUUUUCAAACGGACUUGAAGAUAUUAGCUAAUCCUUAUGUUUUUGAAAAUAAAAAGGAAAAUUUAAAUAAAACUUUAGCCGAACAUCUUUUCCGGCAAGGUCGAUUUGAAAUCGCGGAAACUUUUAUUACGGAGUCCGGAACAAAAUUUGAUUCAAAAGGUAAAGCACCUUUUUUAAAAAUGUAUUGGAUAGUAGAGGCCUUUAAGAAGAAAAAUCUAGACCCAGUUUUAAGCUGGAUCUCGGAGAACAAAGAUGCUUUAAAAAAAAUAAACAGCGACUUUGAAUUUAAAGUUCAUCAACUAAAAUACAUAUGGUUGAUGACUACGGAAAAGGAUGUACAAAAAAGCCUGGCGUACGCCAAGAUUCAUUUCUACCGAUUCCUACCAUCCCACUCUCGAGAAAUCCAGAAGCUUAUGGGCGCUUUGAUUUACUUUGGGAGAUUAGAGCAAUCCCCUUAUCAGUACAUGACCCAAGAUUCCAGUUGGACAGAUAUGUCAGUCCGGUUUACUCGCGACUAUUGUCGUCUUCUGGGCCUCUCCGUUGAAUCUCCGUUAGCAACAACGGUUACUCUGGGGACGAGGGCUAUUCCGAAGCUACUAAAGACUUUAAGCGUUAUGAAAAACAAUACUCGUUUUUGGACGCAGACGGAUAAGCUUCCUUUGGAAUUGGAACUUGAAGAACAAAAUCAACACCACUCCUUGUUUGUGUGUCCCGUCUCUCGCGAAUUGGCCACGGGCGAGAACCCCCCCGUGAUGCUGCCUUGCGGUCAUGUUAUUGCCAGAAAUUCUCUAACUCUUUUAAUCAAAACUAAUAAAUUCAAGUGUCCUUACUGUCCUUCCAUAGAGAGUGAAGCCGUUAAAGUUAUAUUUUAG